GUUAAUAUGAGUGUUUGAAGUAAGUCAUGGCUGAUCCAGAGGAAUUAGAGUCUACAGCAGGUGUAGAUGUUGAGGCUGAUGGAAAUGGAGAAUCUGUUCCCUGUAAAGACUGCACACAAACAGAUGGCCAGGGAGGAGCUGAUCAGAUAUAUCCCGAAAAAAUAGAGGUGGUCUCUGUAACCGAGGAAGACAUUCCUGCUGUGGAUCCCCCGGCCCUGCUGAAGGUCAGUCCCCUGGACAGUUCAAGUGCCAGUCCUGCACCAGAUGACAGCACUGUCAACCCCACUUUUGAAGUCACUUCUAAAGACCCUCUAACAGAAACCCCCUCAGCCCAGCCCAGCCUUUCAAUGCCAGUUACCAAAGUCCAGCCGUUUGCUACAGCAGAGGAGAAAACAUUCCGUGGGAGCCUGUUUGCACGCAGGAUGGAGAUACUGAUUGGAGCUUGUGUCCUGAUUACCCUCAUUAUUGUGUUUGGAAUUGGACUGGGCGUUGGCAUGAGCUGUGCGGGGAAGUUUCGAUGUGGCUCUUCUGGAUGUAUUAGCAUGUUGCUACAGUGCGAUGGGCAUUCUGACUGUGAACACGGAGAAGAUGAGCUCAGCUGUGUGCGUCUGAGUGGGAAGAGCUCUGUACUGCAGGUGCUCACUAAUGGAGUCUGGAGAACCGUUUGUGCUGAUAACUGGGACUCUGACCUUUCCCUCUCUGCUUGCAAACAGCUUGGCUAUUCUAGAUUUAUAGAGGCAAAAGCUCUUCCUCUGUCGUCUAUUGAGCAGGACUUCCAAAGUAACCUGGUGUCAAUAAGUUUGAACCACACAAGUUCCCAGCAAGCUAUCAAGAUACACAACGUUACUAAUUUCAGUACAUCCCAGUGUAGUCUGGGGAAGGUAACAACACUUAAGUGCAUAGCUUGUGGAUCCAGGCCUAGGUUCAAUGCUCGUAUAGUUGGCGGUAACCUAUCAGUUGAGGGCCAGUUCCCCUGGCAGGUGAGCCUACACCUUCAGAACGUGCACAUGUGUGGAGGCUCCAUCAUAUCAUCUCGCUGGAUACUGACUGCUGCACAUUGUGUGUACGAAUAUGCAUACCCUAUGCUUUGGACCGUCUAUGUGGGAUUGAUAGAACAGCCGGUGAGCACAGUGCAGUCUCUCGCCGUGGAGAAGAUCAUCUUUCACAGUCGCUACAGACCCAAGGGCUUGGACCAUGAUAUUGCUCUGAUGAAACUGGUGCAGCCCCUCAUCUUUAAUGGUUUUGUGGAGCCUAUCUGUCUGCCGAACUUUGGGGAGGAGUUUGCGGAUGGUAAAAUGUGCUGGAUCUCAGGAUGGGGUGCCAUAUUUGAUGGUGGUGAAGGGAGUGAUUCAAUGCUUUCAGCACGAGUCCCACUCAUCUCUAACAAGGCCUGCAGUCAUCCGGAGGUUUACCAAGGCUAUAUAUCUCCAGGCAUGAUCUGUGCAGGGUACCUGGAGGGGGGAACGGACUCCUGCCAGGGUGACAGUGGUGGUCCACUGGCUUGUGAGGAUUCCUCAGUCUGGAAAUUGGUGGGGGCCACAAGCUGGGGACAAGGCUGUGCCGAAAAGAACAAACCUGGUGUUUACACACGCAUCACACAGUCCCUCACCUGGAUACGUCUGCAGAUGGAGAGAGAAGAAAUGCAGCACCCUUCUACUAUCAGCUCUGAUUAUUGACAGCCUCACAGUUUAAUUGUGGAAAAUCAGCAUCAGGGCACUGAAUCCAGGCAGCGACUCCACAGAAAAACUAAACUCUGCCACACGCACCACUGUAUGUCACAAGGAGGCACACUGGAAGAAAUGUUUUAUUGCAUGCACUCAAAUCUGGAAAAGUUUUAUUUGGUGUAAGUAGUCUUAUACAGUACUUGCUAUUUUAAGAAAUACCUGUCAAACAA
Messenger RNA from Megalobrama amblycephala (Wuchang bream), 1894 nucleotides. It is a transcript of the gene tmprss3a, whose product is annotated as transmembrane serine protease 3a. The record is from RefSeq and is a predicted model, not a curated record. The coding region runs from base 27 to 1676 and encodes 549 amino acids. The transcript is spliced from 13 exons. Gene Ontology annotation, biological process: proteolysis. Lineage: Eukaryota; Metazoa; Chordata; Actinopteri; Cypriniformes; Xenocyprididae. Gene Ontology annotation, cellular component: membrane. Gene Ontology annotation, molecular function: protein binding; serine-type endopeptidase activity.